Molecule: messenger RNA, 1896 nt
Organism: Gongylonema pulchrum
Lineage: Eukaryota; Metazoa; Nematoda; Chromadorea; Rhabditida; Gongylonematidae
Source: the annotation of a GenBank genome assembly
AUGCCUCCGCCAGCUAACAACGGAGAGUCGAAUUCAACUUCGAGUUCAAAUCCCUAUCGCAGAUCAGGCGGAGGACACGGUUUCAAGAAAUUCGACAGUUUAGACUCACUAGGUAGACUUGAAAGAACCAGUGUUCGUCGUCAGCUGGAACCUGAACAGGAUGAAAUUUCGAAUCCGUCCUCAUCAUUCGACAGCAAGAGUUCGAGUCACUAUUUCGGUAUGAGCCUACGGCCGGGUUGUGUUCGAGGUUCAAGAUCAAGUUCGGACUGUGGACAAGAUCAGAGUCUGCAAUCGGAUUGUGAUCCAAGCCUGAGCUUGCUCACGGAUUGUGACCAAGGUCAGAACUUACUGGUGGAUUGCAGUCACACUUUGGAUAUAUGCUUGGACUAUGGUCAGAGUUUGAGUUUAAACUGGAGUUCAAGCGCAAAGCAGACUACUGCAGAACUUGAUGACACUGAUUCGGUAGUUGCAGCUGAGCGAAUGCGGGUUUCCAGGCAACUGGAACAUUUCACUGUAGGCUGGUUGGCCGAAACCCCUAAUCCUAUCCUAUUAUCUGACGCAAAAUCAGAUGUCCAGCAAAAUUUGUGCUCAGACACGAAAGCAGGUGCGGAUCAAGGCGUCAUGAAAUUUAAUUUGACUGAUGUGGCUUUUGGAUCUGAUACCACCUAUGUUACAGCCAGGACGGCAGUUUCUUUUACAAGCUUCGAUUUUUGUCCUAAUUACUGGGAUUUAAGAGGGUCAAAACCACGAAAAAUAUUACGAACCGGUCCGGGCUCUGUAUUUGAUCAGCUCACAGAACAGCAAUCACCUGCUACGAUGAAAGGUGUGCACCCGAUAAGUAACCUGUUCGAAGCUGCUGCUUCUCACACCGCGGCACUGCCACAGCAUAUUAAAUUGUUUCAGAGUUGCGCCACGGAGCUACAUGAAACCGAUCAUGUAAAACUGCCCCGAAGUGAUUUUCCAGCUAGAAAUUUUGCAUCGCUUUUUUCCACUCAGUCGGGGUCUAGAUCUGUUCCAGAUUCACCACGAAAUUCAGGCGGUGAUGAAUAUGGACUGGGUACACUUUUCUCACGAACAUCCGCCGAUGAUGAAUCUGGAUCAGAUCCAUUUUCCUCGCAAAGCUUUGCCGGAGAUAAAUCUGAAGCAGGGAUAAGCGCUCAGCAAAGCCUUAUCGAUGACAAAAUUGCAUCAAACUUACUUCUCGGUGGCUUAUCUGGCUGUAGUUUUCAGUCAAAGUUGCCCGGAAACAAAGUACUAGGAAAACUUGAACGCGAGCUUCUAAUUUCUCCAGGUUUGGAACACGUGGGAAUUUGUAGAACUGACUUAACUGGAUCACAGUGGUUUCAGAUCCGAAAUUCAACAGCUUCUCAACUGGUUUCUCCUCCAACCACAUUUUCGGGCAAUUUUACCGUGGAUGCAUCUCAGUUCUCGGACAGAGUCGGCCAUCGAGAGUCGACGUCAACAAGCAGCAAAGCGACUCGUUUUAAAGGGUUCUCUUGUGGAGUAUGCAGCCAGGAAUUCAAAUUCAAAAUCUUCGGCUACUUCAGAAAGCAUCUUGAGAGUCACAACAAGAGAAGAGAAUAUCGUUGUAACUGGUUUCUUUGUGGUAUUACAGUAGACAAUCGCCAUAUGCUUGAACGCCAUUACCUGGAGCACUUGCUGGAGCAAAACUUACACAGAUGUGCAGAAUGUGGCAGAAUUUUCGACUCCGCUCCUCUUUUAAAUGCACAUAUAAAUGCAGUGCAUCUGGCAAAAAAAGGUCAGUUUUGUUUACGAAAAUCUGAAGCGUUUUACAUUUUCCACAGCUUGUUGACAACAAUAAUAAUCUGCGGAAGGAACAGGAGGAAGAGUGGUACUUCUUUUCAAAAAAAUAUAUGUUACUCCUCCACUUACUAG